Colletotrichum paranaense is the source of this 639-nucleotide messenger RNA. RefSeq lists its product as uncharacterized. Gene Ontology annotation, cellular component: Ino80 complex. Bases 1 to 639 code for a protein of 212 amino acids. NCBI's taxonomy places the organism in Eukaryota, Fungi, Ascomycota, Sordariomycetes, Glomerellales, Glomerellaceae. The transcript has a single exon. The record is from RefSeq and is a predicted model, not a curated record. Gene Ontology annotation, biological process: chromatin remodeling.
AUGGCGGCCCCGAAAGAAGCUACAGAGGCGCAACUAGCCCACCAAGCCCUCCUCGACGAGCUCGACAUCCACUCCAUUCACAAGAGCUUCCGCAACCCGUCCUGGAAACCCAACCAGCGCCGCAACAAGAACAUCAAGACCAUCCUCGGCGACGCCUCCCGCCGCGAGGCCUCAGCCCUGGCGACCCCGCAACAAGAAGAGGGCAGCGCUGCGGCUACGCCGGCGCGGACGACGCGGGGCGGCCGCGGCGGCAACGACGACGACGGCCUCUCUACCAGCGGCGCCUCGACGCCAGCCGCCGGCAACGGCAGCGGCAACAACGACGACAACCCGAACCUCGCGCAGGCCUCGCGCAGCCUGUCGAAGCUUGUUCUUGAAAAGAGUCUGCGCCCCAACGGUGGUGGUGCCGCCGGCGGAGGCUCGGGCCCGAGUGUUACCUACACCAACGUCGAGUCGGCGCCGUCGCUGGCGCACACGAAGCGGUACUGCGAUAUCACGGGGCUGCCGGCGCCGUAUGUCGAUCCCAAGACGCGGCUGAGGUAUCACGACAAGGAGGUGUUUGGGCUGAUUCGAACUUUGCCGCAGGGCGCGGCUGAGCAGUAUCUCGAAGCGCGUGGUGCGCAUACUGUUCUCAAAUAA